Molecule: messenger RNA, 2421 nt
Organism: Letharia lupina
Lineage: Eukaryota; Fungi; Ascomycota; Lecanoromycetes; Lecanorales; Parmeliaceae
Exons: 2
Coding region: 1-2421 (806 amino acids)
Source: RefSeq, a predicted model, not a curated record
AUGAAUUUUGGUGAUUCCAAGCUCCGCUAUGUCAAUACCAGCACUCCUCGACUAGUACAUACAAACUCCAAACAAUCUAUCACGGCAUCUGAUGACUACUAUUCGCUCACCUCCGAGGGAUCGAGCAAUAAUGAUGAUCGAAACAUCGUCCAGCGAUACCAGACCCCGCCAUUGCGUAUGCGAUCCGCUGAUCCAAGUCGAGACGCCCUACAAUCAGAAGCAACCAUUCCCACCGUCCGGCCGGUAAAGCACCAGGACCCAGGUGACGAUGAGAAACCGGAGGUACCGAUCAGAAAUGAACAACAUCGGAUUCCCAGAAAGCCUGUGUCUUCGUCUUCAUCAGAUGGUACAAUCGUCCGAAGACCAGUCAGCGAGAUUAUUAGCCCACCAACCCCUGGAGUCGACGACACACCAUAUAUUCAAUUCGCAAUCGACCAAUUGACUCGGGAUGAGGAAGUGGCAGGCUUGCGACAUCCAGGUAAUUCGUCAACCUAUCCUGUCGAAAGGAUCAUACCCGAUGAAGGUUUGGGAUACUAUGGUACCAGACAGCAAGGGCAACCUCUUCGCCCACAAGACACGCGAACGGAAUCACCUCCAACAGAGAAUAUACUACACUCUACAAAACCUACGACUGAAACUUUCAGACACCCCAAGCUCAACUUUGUCCCUCACUCUCUACAAUUCGUAUCCCUCGGUGCCCUCAUCUUCUGCUGCCUCUUCAUGAUCGCGGGCCUCCUCUUCUGCGCCAUCUAUCCCUACAGUCACCUCGGCUUAUGGCAAUACGACGGCACGGGUACAAGCCGUUACUUCGUCUUCGAAUACUUGCCUACGCUUCUUGCGAGCUUCAUUAUCAUCUGGCUUCAAAUCAUUCAAUCUGCAAUGCAUCGAGUUGUCCCAUUUAUGAUAUUAUCAUCUGGACGGAGCAUCGGAAAUUCUGGAGUUCUACACGACAUGACGCUUUUUCCUGUUACUUAUCUGAUACCCAAUUUGUCUUUUUUCAGCUACCAAGAGCCUCUGCUAGGCCUGUGCUCUAUAAUCUUUUGGCUCGAGAUUUUUACAUUACCACUGCAGAGCUGCUUAUUCCAAACGCGAUACUACAACUCAGAGAACAUUUGGAGGUGGACAGCGGUCCAGCCGAUAGCGUGGACAUUGUUUGUUCUCUAUCUGCUACUGCUCGUCGCACUUCUACUUCUACUCGUCCGAUUCGUACCUCGCCAAACCGGACUAAAGUGGGAUCCGGUCUCCCUAGCAGACAUCCUGUCACUCUUCCAUCGAUCGAACUUCCUCUCGGACUUUGCGCGUUCCGAAAUGCAUACUUCUUCUAUUCGCCAACACACAGCGAAGCAUCUCAGGCUCGGCUACUGGAAUACAUCGAAACAGGCAAACGAAGCAUUCUACGGCAUCGGAGAGGAGAACGCACCUGUUCCACGAUUCUCACUAGAACAGGGCAAAAUUGCACCAAACACGGGCCAUGAUCUGGAAGCACAGGAGCCCAUGAAGGCCUCCACAUUCGACACUCUGAAGGACGUCCAUGAUCUGGCUUUAAGAUACAGAUGGACACCUUGGUUUCUCAGAGACGGCAUGGUGGUCGCCUGGAUCGUCAUCGCCAUCGUCUUAAUGAUCGCCUUCAUUGUGGUCAGCUUCGUCAACCACGCCGUCCAACGGGGCUUUCUUCCUCUCCUCCCCGCUCCAACGACGACUGAAGGCUUCUCUCCGGCCGACUUCCUCUACAGCUUUAUACCCUCCUUAAUUGGCAUGCUACUCUUCCUCCUCUGGCAGCCCGUCGAUCUCUACUUCCGAGCGCUCCAACCAUUCGCUUCCCUCGCCCACCGCGACGGUGCUUCAGCUGAACAAUCCCUCCUCCUGGACUACACGGCAUGCCUACCAAUCGAAGUCACCAUCAAAGCCCUUCUCAAUCGCCACUACAAACUUGCCUACAUAUCAUUCAUCAGCCUCCUCUCCCUCACCUUGCCCGUCCUAGCAGGCGGGAUAUUUACUGCCCAAUUCGUCGUUGAAAGGCAAGACAUCCGAGUCAUAGCCAGUAUGCCAGGCUACUACGCUCUCGUUCUCUUCGUCGUCAUCUACGCCGUCUCAUUCAUCGUCAUCUGGCCCACGCGGAAACGCCGUUUGCCGCACGAUAUCAGCACGCUCGGACAGCUCGUCAGCUUCGUCUAUCAGAGCCCGCUUCUCAUGGAAACGGCGUUUGCAGAGCCGACGAGCAAGACCGAUCUGGUGACCAAGUUGUUAGGGACGCCAGCUGGGGAGAAGGAGACACCGAGGUAUGCGUUUAAAGUGUAUGUGGGUAGAGAUGCGAAAGAACACCUGGGUAUCGAUAGGCUGGAGAGAUUCACGAGAUUUACGGCAAGGGGGAGGAUAGACCAUUUGAGAACCGGCAGCCCGAGACAUGGUGACUUGGCUUGA